Molecule: messenger RNA, 1822 nt
Organism: Lutzomyia longipalpis
Lineage: Eukaryota; Metazoa; Arthropoda; Insecta; Diptera; Psychodidae
Gene: Uba4
Product: adenylyltransferase and sulfurtransferase MOCS3
Exons: 1
Coding region: 105-1415 (436 amino acids)
Biological process (GO): tRNA wobble position uridine thiolation; protein urmylation
Cellular component (GO): cytoplasm; cytosol
Molecular function (GO): thiosulfate-cyanide sulfurtransferase activity; adenylyltransferase activity; URM1 activating enzyme activity
Source: RefSeq, a predicted model, not a curated record
GAUCCAAAAAUAACCCCAAAAAUUUCUCGGAAAUUCAUCCAAAACAGCGUCUUUUUUUUUAUUUUGGGUCUUUUGUGUUCAAAAUUUCUUUUUGUAAUCUUGCGAUGGCUGGUAUGCGUGAAUUAAUCAAAGAAAUGGAGGAGGAAAUAACUGAGCUGAGGGAUAAGUUGGCCAAGAGUGAGGAGGAGUGUAAAUUGAUAAGCUCAGUAUUGGAUAAACCACCUGAAUUCCCGGAUAAGUUGUCGAACAAUGAGAUUGCACGUUACAGUCGGCAGGUUUUGGUUCCUGGCAUUGGUGUUGAGGGGCAGGUGAAGCUACGGAGUUCUUCGGCACUCAUUGUAGGUGCUGGGGGACUUGGAUGUCCAGCUGCACUGUACCUAGCAGCAGCGGGGAUUGGAAUGAUUGCUGCUGUGGACUACGAUAAGGUUGAUUUGAGUAAUCUUCACCGGCAGACUCUCUACUCCGAGAGGGACGUUGGUAUUAGCAAGGUUUUCGCCAUGGGAAGGGCUCUCGAUAGAAUCCACUCAAAAUUGCGCUUUGAUGCUCAUAAUACUGAAAUCAAUAGCACGAAUGCAAUGACGAUCAUUGAACAAUACGACAUUGUCUUGGAUGCAACAGAUAACGUCGCUACGCGUUAUUUGCUGAGUGAUGCAUGCGUUCUGGCAAAGAAGCCACUCGUCUCCGGGAGUGCCAUUCAGUUUGAUGGACAGCUGACGGUGUACAACUACAAGGAUGGCCCAUGCUACCGAUGCAUCCACACGCAGCCACCAAAUCCGGAUCAUGUGCAGAAUUGCGGUGAUUCCGGCGUUAUGGGUCCAGUAACUGGUGUUAUUGGAUCCCUCAUGGCCCUUGAAGCUAUAAAGGUUCUCCUCAAUCUCGACGGAGUUCUAUCGAAGCAAUUGCUCGUCUACGAUGGCUUUGAAGCACGUUUCCGGACACUGAAGCUUCGUGGAAAGAUCAAAGAUUGCGCUUCAUGCUCUGAGAAUCCCACCAUAACUCAGCUCAUUGAUUAUGAAGCAUUCUGUGGAUCUAAGGCAAAUGACAAAGACCACAGUUUGAAGCUUUUGGAUGAAUCUGACAGGAUUACUGUGCAGGAAUACAGGAGGAUUUUCAAAGCAAAAAUUCCGCAUGUGCUCGUGGAUGUUCGUUCACCGAAUGAGAUAAAGAUUUGUGCCCUAAAAAACACCAAGAACAUUCCCAUUGAUGACAUAAAUAGUCAGAAGAUUGAGAGAAUUGCCGAGGAUCUGGGCAAGAUGAACCUUCCCAUCUAUGUGGUGUGUCGUCGUGGAAAUGACUCCCAGAGGGCCGUUAAGAAGCUCAAGGAAUUCAUAAAGGGCGACAAUGCCCCCAAGGACAUCAUCGGUGGUCUUCAUGCCUGGGCAAAGUACAUCGAUCGCAAAUUCCCCGUCUACUAGAGAGGACUUCCCAUGCCGUGCGUAAGUACUUCGUACUUCCUCUCUGAAUUUAGCAAAAUAAAUAAAAUCGAAAAUAAUAUUUUUUUAGAUGGUAAUUUUUAUUACAAUUUCUCAUCUUAAUUUUCUAAAUAAUAAAUUGCUAAAAAGAAAUUUAUUUACAACCUUCUUCGUCACUCUUCAAUCUACAGAAAAAGAAUUUUCUCUUUUAGAAAUACUGACUUUAGCACUAAAUUCAAUUUUUUUUAAAACAAUUUCUCUUUAUAUAAAAUAUUACAUCCACAUUCUACAUUGAAUAUAUGAAACAAUUUAUGCGAGAAGGAGGUUGAAAAGUUCCUGAACUUUUUAUAAUGUAAGAUUCUUUUUUAUAAUUAAAAUUUUGAAAUAAAAAUCAAAAAUCAUCCAAAAAA